UCCACCCCAUCCCUGGCAUUAUUAAAAUUUAGCCCAAUGAAACUAUUCAUACUUUUCAAUGGACAUUUUCCUAUAGGAUAAUAGGCUACAAAUUGAGCAUCUCCCCCCUCCUCCCCGCGAAAAGAGAGCCGGGGGAGGGGGGAGAAAAGAAAGAAGCAGACGACUUGGUCAGGGACUAGGGGGGAGAGUCGCGUGCCAAAGGCCCGCGGGAGGGGCGAAGCGAGCCGGGAGCCUCGUGUGCCAGCCGCAGCCCCACACCUGCCGGGAUGUCCGGACAAAUAAAGCGGUGUAAACAAAAAGGGGGGAGAUGGACGUGUCACCAAGUCGUGUGAGAAAAGCCUGGGAACAAACGGGGCGCCUCCGUCUCCAGGAGCUCUCCCUUGAACCCGGCGGAACAGCCUAUUAAAGGCUUACUUAAUUACUUUAAUGACUCUGGACAGGCUUUAAAACGCACUCGGCGCUGGGACGGCGGGCUUGCUGGGAUUUGUAAACAGCGAUCGUGUGAGACUCAGCGGUGGGACUAAAGGAAGCGACACUGUUUUGUGAGGGUCCUCGCCCCCCGGUGCCCGCAGCCACUGCGCCCCUGCACUCUGCGCCUGCUACGGCUGCAGGCGCUCGCGGCUCCUCCGGCUCCAGUUUCUCGCUUCCUUUUCCCGAGGUGGCUGUUCCCAUGCAAAUGUUAUUCCCCGAUGGAUCACGUGUCCUUUGAAGAGCCACGUGGAUUAACAAAGCUGAUCUGCCCCCAGCUCGCCCCCCUCGGCUGCUAAUUUUUUUUUUUCUUAGCUUCUUUAAAACUGACCUUGAAUGCAUACAUGCUCCAAACGCAGAAUCCCUAAUCCUAUGGAAUAAUUCAACUCGUGAGAAUGCACUUGGCAGCCUUAGAUGACUGCUUUAUAAAGGCAGCCCCCUCGGACCUGGGAGGCUGCAGUCUACCUGGGACAUUCAAAGAGGCACACGAGGUGGAACGUGGACCAGGGCCUCGCGCCACCGCCUCUGCCGAGGGCGCACGCAGACCAGGAUGUCAGACAGGCUCAAGGAACGCAAAAGGACCCCGGUUUCUCAUAAAGUGAUAGAAAAGCGGAGGAGGGACCGAAUCAACCGCUGCUUGAACGAGCUGGGCAAGACAGUCCCCAUGGCCCUGGCGAAACAGAGUUCCGGGAAACUGGAGAAGGCGGAGAUCCUGGAGAUGACCGUUCAGUACCUCCGAGCUCUGCACUCUGCGGAUUUUCCCCGGGGAAGGGAAAAAGCAGAGCUUUUAGCAGAGUUUGCCAACUAUUUCCACUACGGUUACCACGAGUGCAUGAAGAACCUGGUGCAUUACCUCACCACGGUGGAGCGGAUGGAGACCAAAGACACCAAGUACGCGCGCAUCCUCGCCUUCCUGCAAUCUAAGGCGCGUCUGGGCUCGGAGCCCGCCUUCCCGCCGCUCUCGCUCCCGGAACCGGAUUUCUCCUAUCCCGCGGGCCCAGAGUUCGCAGGCCACAGCCCGGGCGAGGCCACCGUGUUCCCGCAGGGGGCUACUCCGGGGUCACUGCCUUGGCCUCAUGGCGCGGCCCGCAGUCCAGCCCUGUCUUACUUGUCCAGCGCGCCGCCGGUACCUCUCCCCAGCCCCGCGCAGCAGCACAGCCCCUUCUUGGCUUCGAUGCAGGGCCUGGACCGGCAUUACCUCAAUCUGAUCGGCCAUGCCCAUCCCAACGCCCUCAACCUGCACACGCCCCAGCACCCUCCCGUGCUCUGACACCCACCCACUGCCUAGAUUACUUUGUGGUUUGGUGGUGGCUUGAGACAAACCCUGUAUAUGUUGUACAUGUGUAAAUAGCGUGCCAACAAAAACUGGAUGGGAGAGCGCCAAGAGCCAAUUAGCCUUCUGAAGGACCUCCCCGACA
This is a messenger RNA of Peromyscus californicus insignis, 1886 nucleotides long. It is a transcript of the gene Helt, whose product is annotated as helt bHLH transcription factor. NCBI's taxonomy places the organism in Eukaryota, Metazoa, Chordata, Mammalia, Rodentia, Cricetidae. The transcript has 4 exons. The record is from RefSeq and is a predicted model, not a curated record. Gene Ontology annotation, biological process: regulation of transcription by RNA polymerase II; regulation of neurogenesis; anterior/posterior pattern specification. The coding region runs from base 1019 to 1738 and encodes 239 amino acids. Gene Ontology annotation, cellular component: nucleus. Gene Ontology annotation, molecular function: protein dimerization activity; DNA-binding transcription factor activity, RNA polymerase II-specific; RNA polymerase II cis-regulatory region sequence-specific DNA binding.